Messenger RNA from Benincasa hispida (wax gourd), 369 nucleotides. The record is from RefSeq and is a predicted model, not a curated record. Lineage: Eukaryota; Viridiplantae; Streptophyta; Magnoliopsida; Cucurbitales; Cucurbitaceae.
AUGACGGAUAACGGGAGACAAUUCUUCAACAGUUUGAUGGACAGGUUGUGUGAAAAAUUCAAAUUCAAGCAAUACAAGUCAUCCAUAUAUAACGCUGCUGCAAAUGGGUUGGCUAAGGCAUUUAACAAGACAUUGUGCAACUUGCUGAAGAAAGUUGUUUCCAAGUUGAAGAGAGAUUGGCAGGAGAAGAUCAGUGAAGCGUCGUGGGCUUAUCACACCACUCACCGUACCCCUACAAGAGUCACCCUGUACUCUCUCGUUUAUGGGGUAGAAGCUGUCCUUCCUUUGGAAAGAGAAAUUCCAUCGCUAAGAAUGACGGUGCAAGAAAGGCUGACUACAAAGGACAACGCCAAACUGCAGCUCCAAUAA